AUGGUGCUAUGUUGCUCGCGAGGUGCGAAACACGUAGGAGAGGAUGUUUGGAGCGAUCUUGGCAACGCUGCGUACACAGGCAAUUUGCCUCGCAUGAUACAGCAACUGAGCAACGGCGGCGAUGUCACCGCAGCAGAUGCGAAUGGUUUCACUCCAAUUCAUCGUGCAGCACAGUCGGGGAACUUCGAGGCAGUGCAGCUCCUCUUAAAAUGUGGCGCUGACGCCCGUUGUUCAGCAACGAAUGGAGAGACGCCUCUUCACAUUGCUGCUUUCCACAGAAACGCAAAAACUGUCAAGCUCCUGCUGGAGACGGACGCGAAGGCGGACGUCAACAAGCAAAAUACGGAUCACGGCAUGACGCCGCUGCAUGUUGCAGUCUACAGGGGUUGCCCCGAAAUUGUCGACCUCCUUUUGGCAGCCGGUGCAAAUCCCGAUAUCACUGCAAAGGGCCAGACGACCCUGAACUUAGCGGAAUUUGGGAAUUCACAAGAGUUGCAAGGACGCUCUUCACCCUCCGCCAAACACCACGAUACUCUUCUUCUGCUUCAGAAUCGACUCAAGUCUUGAACCAUGUGAUUUCAGAGAGCUUGAAUCGAACGCGACAAAAAGUACACAUUCACCCUUGGGCGCAUCUGUUGGGGAAAGGAUAGCGCUUCAGUGUGGGACGUGCAAACGCGGGUUUUGCAGAGUUUAUCCCGACUUGUGGACGGUGCCUUGUGCGCAAUGCCCCGGCGGGGGUGCAGCCACCACUGAGUCGUCUUGUUUCCCGCGGUGUUCUUGUUCUGUCGGCAAUUCAUGCAACCGCUGCAAUGGAACCCCGUAACAAUGUACUUUUUUGUUUUA
Toxoplasma gondii ME49 is the source of this 843-nucleotide messenger RNA. Its product is annotated as ankyrin, putative. Bases 1 to 567 code for a protein of 188 amino acids. Lineage: Eukaryota; Apicomplexa; Conoidasida; Eucoccidiorida; Sarcocystidae. The record is from RefSeq and is a predicted model, not a curated record. Gene Ontology annotation, molecular function: protein binding. The transcript has 5 exons.